UUUUUUUUUUUUUUUUUGCUCUUCUCUUGUAGGUCUGCAUCGAUUCAAUUGAAUAGUUGGGGCUUACUUAUCACUUCUUUUCAUCAUGGUUUCCUUCAACUAUCUCUUUGCUACUGUGCUUGCGGCCACCGCUGUUGUUGCCAGUCCUGUUGUGGCUUCCGACGAGAAUGUUUCACUUGAAGCUCGUGCCGGCCAGACGUACACCUGCAAAAAGGGCAACCAGAACGACGGUGCAGUCGUCGGCACUGUCUCCCAGGACAAAGUAAUUGGCUACCUCCGUCAGGCGGGCACCAAAAAGGGCGCCAGUGGUUAUCCGACUACGUUUACCAACAAUAACAACGUGAUAAAGAUCCCAUCAGGUUGCACCAAAAAGCAACUCUGGGAGCUACCUGUCCUUGCAAACGGCAAGCCGUAUGAUAUCAACAAGAAGAAAGGUGAUAACAACCCGGGUCCCAUGCGAGUUUAUUAUGCCGACGACCUCACCUUCUGCGCCGUUGGAGUCAAGGAAAACCCUGAGAAUAACUCCGGUAACCCUCACAACUGCAAAGUUGAAUAAAUCAGGGUUGUCGCCAAGGGUACUGUGCAUGCAGUGACUGUUGGAUGAAAAAGCCUUUUCUUUUUUUCUUCAAGGGCUUGGUGACCACUUUGAAGCCGGAGAGCUUUGAUAUUUAAUUAUGGCUGAAGAAUGCGGGAUGUUGCCGGAUUUCCACCGAUGCACCAACUUGUUCCCUUGUAAGGUUCAUGUGGAUAUAGUUAGCUAGGCAAUUCAUGAAUAUGUUGCUCGUCCUGGUUG
Messenger RNA from Aspergillus glaucus CBS 516.65, 793 nucleotides. RefSeq lists its product as uncharacterized. Gene Ontology annotation, molecular function: RNA binding; RNA nuclease activity. NCBI's taxonomy places the organism in Eukaryota, Fungi, Ascomycota, Eurotiomycetes, Eurotiales, Aspergillaceae. The coding region runs from base 86 to 556 and encodes 156 amino acids. The record is from RefSeq and is a predicted model, not a curated record. The transcript is spliced from 2 exons.